Molecule: messenger RNA, 975 nt
Organism: Paramecium sonneborni
Lineage: Eukaryota; Ciliophora; Oligohymenophorea; Peniculida; Parameciidae
Source: the annotation of a GenBank genome assembly
AUGGAAUUUCAAUAAUAACAAUUUGAAGUUGAAUUUGUUCAUGGCAAAAGAUGUCUUAAUAAUAUUGAGUAUUAUAUCAAAUGGGUAGGAUAUACCAAAUUAGAAUCAACUUGGGAACCAGAAACUGCAUUUGAUGGCAUUUCCAAUUAAUUAAUCACCAGAUUUGAAAGAUGUUAAAAUUAUAAAAAUUAUCAUACCAAAAUUUACAAAGCCAAUACUCACAUCAAAAUAAGAGUUCAUAUUAUGAACAAAGGAUGUCAAGUCUAUAAAAAAUUCACAUCUGAAAAUAAAUAUGCACUUUUACCUUAAACAAAUAAAACAGAAACUAAUGGUAAUAAUUAUAAAUUACAAUAAGAAACUAAUCAUUUUAAAAAUCAUGAAAGUAAAUUUUAUUUUUCUAUUUAUAUAGAUAGAACUGAUGAUAAAGAAGAUUAUGAUUUCUAUAUGAGAAGAGGUAGAGGCAGACCAAGAAAAAGUGAAACUGAUAGAGAAUUUCUAUCUUAUAAAAAUGAUUACAAAAUUGAAUCUUAAAAAUAUCAAUAAAAGUAAUAUCCUUUACCUAUUGCUGAAUGUACUUUCAAAUAUGGUCAUUAUAAAACUGAAAAAGAAUUUAUUUAGGAAAUGUUAAUGAUGAUUAAAAAGAAGGAAUAAAAGAAAAAAAGAGAUGAAGAAGUUAUCAUUUAUAAACCAUAAGCUUCUUUACCUCCUGGAUAUAAAAGUCAAUAUACUGAUUUACCUAAAUUUAACCUUCUCAAUUAAAAAUACUAUGAUAAGAAUUCUAAAUGUUAGGUAAGUGAUGGCAAAAUUCCACUUGAAUGUAUCAAUUCUCAUCAUCUUAUGUAAAAUAAACAUCUUGUUUUCAAAUGUAAAGACAAUUAUGAACAAAUAUGCUAUUUUGAUUUUGAUACUCUUAAAUCUUAUUAUCCUACCUUACUCCUUGAUUAUUUAUCCAUAUGUUCCAUUUGGAAAAAAUGA